ACAGGUUUAUUCUACAAUGUAAGUUUUACCGACUGUUGUCAAGACAUUGAUGUUCUGUAAAUAAUUGCUACAUGUACCCAAUACAAAGCCGAUGGAAUCUUCUUAUACGAAAAGAAUCCCCAUUUCAGUUUGUCAGCCUGGGUCAUGGGGAGAUAACUGCGCGAGAACGUGUAGCGAGUAUUGCCUGGAGCAGCCGUGUAACGCUCAGACCGGCGCCUGUGAGGGAGGAUGUCAACCGGGGUACGCUGGGAAAUUUUGUGAGAGCGAGCUAAAGGUUACCGUUAAUCCGGUGGAUUACACGGGUGUGAUUAUCGGCUGUGUGGUGGGCGUGAUCCUGGCAGCUGCUCUCAUCACCGCUGUGGUACUCUACGUAAGAAGGCGUCAAUCUGGUCAGCCACAGGCAUCCGCGGUCUCUUCUGUGAGCACGAGUGUUACCCUGCAUGUCCCCCACUCUGAGGUACCCAACUGCACCCUAGAGCCAGGUACAGACCCCGUGACGUACUACAACAUGGUUGCCGAUGAGGAGCAUCCUUACGAGACUGUCCCUGAGAAGGAGUACGACAAGGUUCGGUUCUCCAGACUCGAAACCGACACCAACUCUACCAGUCUGACAUAA
Liolophura sinensis is the source of this 616-nucleotide messenger RNA. RefSeq lists its product as uncharacterized. The transcript has 3 exons. The record is from RefSeq and is a predicted model, not a curated record. NCBI's taxonomy places the organism in Eukaryota, Metazoa, Mollusca, Polyplacophora, Chitonida, Chitonidae. Bases 92 to 616 code for a protein of 174 amino acids.